CUUCCAUAGUGUAAAACAAGGCCUUGAAAACUCAUGAUUUCUAAAGAAAAUGAAAAUGAGAAUAUAAAAGAGAGAGAGGGAGAGAGAGAGAGGGGGAGAGAGAGAGAGAGAGAGAGAGAGAGAGAGAGAGAGAUGGAAGAGAGAGAGGAGAAUGUGGGCAUGAAACCCUUGAGUAAAUCAGGUAGUAGUCCUCCUCCUUCAGGUCCAAAUCCACGGUGGAUGCAACAUUACUGGCCGUCGGUGAAGCCAUUUGUGCACGGUGGAGCUGCUGGGUUUUUUACAACCUUCACCUAUUUUGCCCAUUCGGCCACCCUCUUCUAUUUCCCAUCUCCAGACAUUGUCGCUCGCUUUCAAAACACUCCCACAUUCCAUUUGUUUUCCAAAGAAAACAUCAAGAUUAUUCCUCGUGUGAUUUUGGCUGAUACUUUCAUUACGUCUCAACUACUUGGAUUAUUCGAGAUUCUGAGAAGGAAAGCAAUUUCUACCAACGACGGAAUGCCACCAAUGUUACAUCAGGAAGCUGCUUGUGGGCUGGCUGCUGGAGCAGUUGCAGCAUUUAUUAGGGUUCCAUUGUAUUUGCAUGUAGGCUACUGUAAAGCUAAAAUUGGAUCGCCUAACUUUUUUGCAAAGCCUUGGACAUUGGCGGGUUUAGCUAGGUACCCAAAAAGAUGGACAAAAGGAAUGGGUCCUUAUGUGAGGUCAAGAACCAGCUUAGACUUCGGUAUGCUUGCCUCCUAUAAUCCAAGUCUCCGUUAUCUCAAGGAAUCCUGUGGUUUCAGCCAAUCUGACGCACAACUUGGUACAUUCUUAAUACUUUAA
This is a messenger RNA of Malus domestica (apple), 819 nucleotides long. RefSeq names its product mitochondrial dicarboxylate/tricarboxylate transporter DTC-like. The record is from RefSeq and is a predicted model, not a curated record. NCBI's taxonomy places the organism in Eukaryota, Viridiplantae, Streptophyta, Magnoliopsida, Rosales, Rosaceae.